This is a messenger RNA of Psammomys obesus (fat sand rat), 1442 nucleotides long. It is a transcript of the gene Cd177, whose product is annotated as CD177 molecule. Bases 15 to 1442 code for a protein of 475 amino acids. The record is from RefSeq and is a predicted model, not a curated record. The transcript is spliced from 10 exons. Gene Ontology annotation, biological process: regulation of integrin-mediated signaling pathway; leukocyte cell-cell adhesion; positive regulation of neutrophil degranulation. NCBI's taxonomy places the organism in Eukaryota, Metazoa, Chordata, Mammalia, Rodentia, Muridae. Gene Ontology annotation, cellular component: plasma membrane raft; plasma membrane.
GCCAAGGUGGGACCAUGAGCCCUGUGCCGGUGCUGGCCCUGCUGGGGGUCACCACGCUGCUGCCCUGUGGCGUGCCAGCCCUGAACUGCCAUGGGGGCGUAAUGGAGAUGGUGAGGAACGUGUCGGCGCUGCCCCUGGAGUGGAAGUCUGAGAGGAAAGCUUGCCAGGCCGGCGAGGCUUGCCAAGAGCUGGUGCUGCUCCUGGAGAACGGACCCCAGGUUCACCUGGUUUCCAUCAAGGACUGUGCUAAGACUGAGGACCAAGCGCCCCGGGUUACCUGGCUCAGGCCCGGCCCUGGGCUCUCUCUGGUCGCCUACACUCGCGUGUGCCACGGCGACUUCUGUAAUGAUGUGUCCAGCACUGCGGUUCUUGGGGACCUACCCAAAACGACAGGCCAAGGGACCCUGCGCUGCCCACUCUGCCUUUCCAAAAACGGGUGCAAGAAUGCCCCAGAACAGGCCUGCCCUGCGGGCACUACGCACUGCUACAGCGGGGUCCUCAGCUUCAGGGGAGCCAUGGCCUCCGAGCUGAGUGUUCAGGGCUGCAUGCCACAGGCUGGCUGCAGCCUGCUGGGUGGCACCCAGGCAAUCGGACCCUUAGUUGUGAGGGAGAAGUGUGGUUCCUGGUCAGGGACAGUCACCCUGGGGCUCAAGCUUCCUGGACCACUUCUGGCCUCGCCAUCAUCCUCUCCCAUCAUCCCCUCUGACCUCCAGCAGCCUCGCUCCAAAGGAAAGAAAGUCCAGGAGCCAACCACCAGGGCUUCAGGGGGUCUGACAUGCCAGCACGGGACGCUGCGGAACGCCAACGGCUUGUCAGAGCUGCCUCUCAGCUGGACCGCCGGCCAGACCACCUGCGACGUGGGGGAAGGCUGCCAGGACGCGCUGAUGAUGAUAGAGAAUGGCGAGCAGGUGCUCUUAGUUCUCACCAAGGGCUGUACUUCUGCUGAGGACCAAGAGGCCAAGGUCACUGAGCACAGGACUGGCCCCGGGCUGUCCGUCACCUCCUACACCAGAGUGUGCCGCCUGAAGGACCUCUGCAAUGAUCUGUCUUCCACAGCCCCUCUGUGGGCUCCACCCCCUGUGACAGCACCGGGGACUCUGCGCUGCCCACUCUGCCUGUCUGCAGGCUCCUGCUCUGGCCAGCCCGUGCAGGCCUGCCCUGCGGGCACUACACACUGCUACAGCGGGGUCCUCAGCUUCGGGGGAGAGGAGGUCUUCUCAGUGGAGAUCCUCUCAGACGUGAAGAUUCAAGGCUGCAUGACACAGCCAGGCUGCACCCUGCUCAAUGGCACACAGAAGAUCGGGCCCAUGGAAGUGCGGGAGUCCUGCCAGGCCACCCGGACAGGUGAGUUUCACUGGGAGAAAGGUCGCACCUGUGCUGCAGCCUCUUUGCAGGUGCGGACAGGCAGCCCCUCAGCUGAAGCCAGCCUCCCGGACACCUAA